AUAAGUGCAAUGUGCAAUGUUGUGUGUACAUCACGGACGGUGGGAAAUGGCGAUUAUGUCAAAACAUCGCGCUAGAUCCGAUUGCGUUUGACUCGAAACGACGGCGAGGGUAUUCAUUGAUGAGAUGGCUCGCAACAGCAAGAAGAAACUCGCGAUAUUCGUGGGUACAUCGAAGUGUCUCAUUUAUGCAGAAGCAAAGUACUGUGCCUCUGAUAUGCCUGGAGAAAUAAAAUACUAUGAAUGUUCAAGAACAGAAUAUUGUUGUGCUUUUGGUUGUUGUGUGUCACCUGGAUUUCAUUUCCAUCACUUGUGGUAUUACUGGAUCCUAGUUAUAAUCAUGUUCUUGGUCUGUUCUGGUGGUGGUUGGUGGUACCGAUACUGGUUGCAAGGCAGAUACAGAGCAGCAGCUUCGGCUAUUCCAACUCGUUCUUCUACCACUAGAUCGCAAAGUUCUCUUCGUAACGCAUCUUGCCAAGCGCAGCAAGCUCGUAUCACAUACAAUUCAGCGAGAAAUACCGUCCUAUUACAUCGCAUGUGGAAAGGUCCUCAGAGAAAUACAGCGGCGCCAGCAUAUAACGGUAACGCGACCACAUCGACACACUAUCAGAAUAUGAACGUUGUAUUAAACGAUGCCAAUUGCCCUUAUUAUCAAUUAUACGGUCCUCCGCCUAGUUACGAGACAGUGAUAGCGCAAACGCGUGGCAAAAUCUCAAAUCCGGCAUCGCCAGAGUCGUCUGCCGCCCGAUUGAAUCUACAAACGGCGAAUGUAAUACCAAAUCCGAGUGUACCACAGUGUUUUUUCUAUAGCUGCAAUUCUCCGGCGAGAUUGGUGGACGGUAAUUCGAGUCAAUGUCAAAGUGAUACCACGAAUGCUCAUCAACUUGAUAGUCACGAGAGUGUUCCGUUCGCGCAUUUUUCCCAAUAUUGCACCACGAACGGAGCGGUUGGUCAAAAUAUGUGCGUUCCUUUGGAAUAUCCAGAAGAACCAAUCGCAUCCGGGGGAAGUAAUUUCAGUUGUAAUUAUCAGAACAGCCCGCAUCGGUUACCAGGAUAUCCAACAGAUAGAUUGCCCAAUGUGUCGGAUGCGGAAAACGUGACUCGCGGCUAUGAGAUUCCGAGUACCGAACAUGCGAUGCUCAAUAUUGACUCUGCGACCAGCAGCUAUGGAGAAUGUAAUCCUUGGCAUGAAAAUGAUCAAUCUGUACGAGUCCACGGUAAGAUUACCAUGCAGGAUGAAACUCGAACGUCUCAGAAGAGAUGCGUGACGACUACAGAUACGCACACUCUCUCGCCUAAGGAGAGCAGAAGCGAGAAUGAAUUGAAGCGUACGUUUAACGUAGUUCCUGUGAUACAGAGAAACUUUCCGAGAGGACGUACGAAUUAUGGCGGUUCCUUGCGAUUACCGCGUAAACACACCGGUAUCAUUUACCAAGGCGAUGGCUUCCAAAAUGUUCUCCCCAGAGAUUCGUCGAACGCUUCCCAACGGAGCACUUUUAAUUCUGCUCAGAUAGCAGCAUCGGAGGACGCGAAUUUUCUGGAACGAGAUGCGAAUUCUUCUCAAUCAAAUCCAUCCAACAAUGUGAUAUUAGAAUCCUUUAUUUUUGAAAAUGUGCAAUUGCCUCCAAGCGAAAAUGUCGAGGAGGCCCACGGUUUUCGUGCAAUGAAUCGGAAUAUAAACUUUGAUCUUGAAAGUAAACACAAAUUAGACAGAUCAAAGUCAUUAGACUGAACGUAAAUUGAAAUUCUUAUUGCGCGUAUUACGCGAUGUUUAUUCUUGUAUGUCUCUACUAUUUGCGCAUAACUUGUAUAACAAUACAAACUUAGGAUGCGGUCGAGUUGCCGUUACGAAUGCUUCGAAGCAUUUUUUGAUUGGUCAAUUAGUACAAUUUUUUCUUCCGAUUGGUUAAUCAAAUGUUUUGAAGCAUUUGUAGUGGCAACUCGAUCGCACUCUUAAUCGUUCGUGUGUUAUCAAGAUACGUUAUCAGAAUAAUCUUUAAUAGAGUUUCCGACUGUCGCGAAGAAAUAACGAUUCUAUUUUAUCAGAAAUAAUGUGGUAUCAUUUUUAUUAACACGUAUGUAUGGAAUAUUUUACGCAACGGUGAGUGUUUCGUAUUUACCAAUUCCAUAGUAUUGGUUUACAAUAUUUCACUAUUUCUUUAAUUAUCAAUUUUGAUGAUUGAAUCUCGUGAAAGAUAUGUGUGUGUGUGUGUGUGUGUAUAUAUAUAUAUCGUCCAUUAUUAUGUCACACAGAAUUAGCAAAUCUAAUAUUAGACGUUAGAAUUAAUUCGCACUUUCACAAUAUAUUUGUUGCAAUUCCGAAGCUGAACUAUUUUGAUUAUCUAUUGAGAUGCUAAAUAUUAUCUCUAAGUGUGAUAGGCGAUAGUUUCAUCUACAUACGGCGGCGAAAUGUCUUAUUAUUUCUGAUACCUACGAUAUAUACUGCCAUGGAAAGAUCUUUUUGAACGUCGUGUGUCAGAUAUUAAUUUUUUUUAUUUCUGCACUACACUUAACGUAAUAAGAUUAAGAUCGAAACAGUGAAAAUGAUGUUUCAAAAGCGCGGCCCAAUUUAAACCACCUACGCACAAAAAAGAUAUCAAUCAUUACUUUAUAUGGUAAUGAUAAAUCGCACAUCUUUUUUUAUGAACUUGAAAAACGAAUUUAUGAAUUAUUUAUGAAAGACCACGGAAGUGACUAAGGUCUUCAAUACAAUUCGUAAUAAAUAAGAUUUAUUUGAAAUAUCAAAUAAAUUUUGACGUAUUUUUUCUAACAAUAAUAUUGAUACAUUGAACUUGACAAUGCCGAAGUGUCGUCCUUCGUGCAGCAUAUUUCCGUCAAGCCAUUCUUCUCUAUAUAUAAUAUUUAAGCCUCUAUUAUAUAUAUAUAUAUAUGCACAGUAAUAUUAUCUCUAUAUUAAAUAAUGCGCAAAUUACUACACGUUGCACACAUACUCGACAUUAAGAUACAGUGAUCCAAAGAAAAUUCUAAUUUAUUAUAAAAAAUUCAAGAGUUUAUGAUUGAAACAGCAAUACUAUCAUAAUAAAGAUACGGUCGCGUAAAAAAAUAAGAAGUUAACGAAGCGAAGGUCGUUCAGUUAACAUUAGAAAAAUGAACGUAAGGGAAUAUAUGUGAAAAUAAAUAUAAUUCAUCGUUCAACUGAAUUGAAUUACAAACAAAUAUUUUUGCGCAUGUAAUACGUUAAUUUCCUCACGUAUAAUAGAUAAUAUUUUUACUUCAAAAUCUCUUUAUAUUUAUAUAUAUUUUAUAAGAAGAAAGAUGCGUCCUCGAAUUGUGACUAAUCUUGAUUUACUCGUAUAUCAAUAUUAACAUUAAUUGCAAUCCUUGCGAAUCAUAUCUUUUAGAUAAAUUGACACUAAAAGAAUUUAAAGCAGUUCAAUUUAUAUACACGCUAUACGUCUCGCUAUUAUUUUUUAAAUGUAAUAUACACACAUGCUAUGUGUAUUAAAUUUUAAGAUACGUCGUCAGUCCUUCGAUUCUUGAGCAUAAUAGCGGUCCAAGAAAACGCAAUAUGUGCCAAUAGCGACAAGUCCGUUAGAUAAGCAAGUAAUUGGAUAAGCGAGGCGCGAUCUCGCAGCCAAGGAGGUCUUACCUUAAAAAGCAAAGCAAAAUAAAAGAGAUAUAUGUACACACUUA
Messenger RNA from Acromyrmex echinatior (Panamanian leafcutter ant), 3651 nucleotides. RefSeq lists its product as uncharacterized. Lineage: Eukaryota; Metazoa; Arthropoda; Insecta; Hymenoptera; Formicidae. Gene Ontology annotation, cellular component: cytoplasmic vesicle membrane. The record is from RefSeq and is a predicted model, not a curated record.